AUGGUUUCAAGCUCAACAAUUGAGGUCCCUCAUCUCGGCGGGAUCAAAGCCGGCUAUGCCUUGUCGGAUAACAGAUAUGAUCCGUCAAAGCCGACUGUCGUCAUGAUCAACUCCAUGUGCACAACUGUUGCGCUGUACAACGAUCAAUUUGAAGACAAGAAGCUAACUGAUGCGGUCAACCUAUUGGCUGUCGAGCCUUUGGGUCAUGGUUCGACGAGUUCAUCCACUGAGCAUUUCACAUACUGGGACUCGGCAAUCAUGGCUUUGCAGGUAAUGGAUAAGCUCGGCAUCAAAAAUGCGUUUGCGCUCGGAACUAGUCAAGGCGGUUGGGUCGUCGUUCGAAUGGCCUUGUUGAUGCCCGAAAAGAUCUUGGGUCUUCUUCCAUUAGGAACAUCAAUGGACUACGAGUCCGCAGAAUCACGAGCACUAGGCGCCUGGGAGCCCGCCAGUAUCAUAGCACCGUUUGUGGAGAAAUGGACAGCAAAGACGGAAACCCCGGAAUUCGUGGUCGAUGACGUCUGGUGUGGAAUGGUGGCCAGUUUGGGCUUCAGUGGUACAGUCUCUGCCGAAACCACGACAUUCUUUAAGAAAGCGGUGAAGAGCACAUACGUUGGUGACGAGGGACGCAAGAAAGUUCGAAUGGCUUCGAUGAAUCUCUUGUCCAGGGAUGGCCUUUUGCUCCGGUUACAAGACAUCAAGUGUCCUGUGUAUUGGUUGCAGGGCACCGAAGAUGCUCCAUUCGGCACGACUCUGCCAGCUGAGCAAGUCAAACUUUUUGUCUCAUCCAAGGAAGCUAAGUUGAGGAUAGUAGAAGGUGGGGGGCAUUACUUGAAUGCGACUAGUCCAGCGGAGGUUAACGAGAGCAUUUUGGAAAUUGUGAGCAAAUACUCCAAUUAG
Molecule: messenger RNA, 897 nt
Organism: Talaromyces rugulosus
Lineage: Eukaryota; Fungi; Ascomycota; Eurotiomycetes; Eurotiales; Trichocomaceae
Exons: 3
Coding region: 1-897 (298 amino acids)
Molecular function (GO): catalytic activity
Source: RefSeq, a predicted model, not a curated record